Molecule: messenger RNA, 1915 nt
Organism: Alnus glutinosa
Lineage: Eukaryota; Viridiplantae; Streptophyta; Magnoliopsida; Fagales; Betulaceae
Product: cytochrome P450 724B1
Exons: 9
Coding region: 91-1503 (470 amino acids)
Biological process (GO): sterol metabolic process
Molecular function (GO): iron ion binding; oxidoreductase activity, acting on paired donors, with incorporation or reduction of molecular oxygen; heme binding
Source: RefSeq, a predicted model, not a curated record
UUACCAAAGGUUAGAGAGACAACAAACAAGACAAGCACGUGAAUUUCUUCAGCAAGAGAUAUAUCAGCUAGCUGCAGCUGGCACGGCACAAUGGUUGUGUUUUUGCCUAUUUUAUUAGCUCUCUGGUUAGGACUCUGUUUGGCUUUUCUUCUCCUUCCCUUCUCUGCGAAACGAGUGCCUCCAAACUUACCUCCUGGGAACAUGGGAUGGUUCCUUUUCGGAGAGACUAUUGGGUUCCUCAAACCCCAUAAAUCAAACUGCAUGGGGAGCUUUCUGCAAGAACAUUGCUCUAGGUAUGGGAGGAUAUUCAAAUCCCAUCUACUUGGUUCACCAACCAUAGUUUCCUGCGAUCAUGAGUUCAACAUGUUUGUUCUUCAGAACGAGGAGAAGCUAUUCCAGGUCAGUUACCCCAAGGCCAUGCAUGACAUUCUUGGGAAGUAUAAUUUGCUUAUGGUGUCCGGAGACCUUCACAAGAAGUUCAGAGGAUUUGCUGUCAGCUUCAUCUCCACGUCCAAGUCAUCCCCAGAAUUCCUUCAUUUUGUGGAGAAUCUGUCGGUCUCAAUGAUAGGUUCAUGGAGAAACUGCAAACAAGUUUCGUUUUACAAAGAAGCUAAAGCGUUUGCACUCAAUACAAUGAUGAAGCAGCUCUUGAGCAUUAAACCAGAGGAGCCACUAGCCUCAAAGAUGUUAGAGAACUUCGAAACCUUCAUGAGGGGGUUUGUGUCUUUGCCAAUAAAUAUCCCUGGGACCGGAUAUGCCAACGCUGUGAAGGCUAGAGCAAGGCUUACGUCCACUGUUGAAGAAAUCAUACAAGAGAGGGAAAAAAGGAAGGUCGGGCCAGUAAAAGGAGGAGACUUCUUGGAUGUCAUUUUGUCAAAGCGGUGCCUACUAAACCGUGACGAGAUUGUGAGCCUUGUUCUGGACCUCAUGUUAGGGGGCUACGAGACAACCGCAACGCUUAUGUCUUUGAUUGUCUACUUUCUUGGCCAUUCACCAAAUGCUUUACAAAAACUAGAGGAGGAACACCAAGGGAUAAGGAAAAGCAAAGAGGAUGGGGAACCUUUGAACUGGGACGAUUACAAGAAAAUGGAGUUCACUUACAAUGUUAUAUGUGAAGCUAUGAGAUGUGGGAAUGUGGUCAAAUUUGUGCACAGAAAAGCUCUUCAAGAUGUUAAAUUUAAAGGCUUUCUCAUACCCUCGGGAUGGAAGGUUUUUCCCAUCAUUAGUGCAGCACAUUUUGAUGCAACCCUUCAUGAAAAUCCCUCAGAAUUUAAUCCUUGGAGAUGGUUUGAUGAAGCGACGAGCAAGAAAGUGGCACCUUUUGGCGGAGGACCACGGCUGUGUCCAGGUGCAGAACUAGCAAAAGUAGAGACUGCUUACUUCCUUCAUCAUUUUGUCCUUAAUUAUAGGUGGAAAAUAAAAGCAGAUGACUGCCCACUUGCUCACCCUUAUGUGUUGUUCCGGAGAGGCUUGCUACUGGAGUUGACUAACCUACAAGGAUGAUCAUUGUGGCUCAAUGGAACCUUCAUUGGAUUUUCAGCAUGGACCAAGAGAUGAUUGGAUCUAGUCAUAAGAGGACGAUUAAUGUUAUAUACUAUAAUUUUAUCUCACGUUGCUGAUGUGAUUUAAAAAAAAUGAUUGAUUGGUAGUAUCAUAUCAGUAAAGUGAUAUAAAUUGUGGUAUAUAGUAUUUCUCUAAGAAAAAUGCUUGGCCGAUAAAUAACUCACUUCUUGUUGAAGAACCAAAUCGCGUAGUUCCAACAACAAAAACAAAAGCCACCCAAAAAAAAAAAAAAAAAAAAAAAAAAAAAGCUACAAUACUAUUGGGUGUGUUUGGUAAAGAUUAUUUAGUUGAUUUUUUUUUUUUUUUUUUUUGAGUAGUAGUAAGAAGUGAUUGAUGUAAUAUAAAGUAGAAA